AUGAGUGCAGCCUUGCAGAUGUCAGCGUUUGGUCUCGCUCUUCUCUCAACCCUCUUCUUGCUCCUUGCCACAUGUACCGACUGCUGGAUGGUGAACGCUGAUGACAGCUUGGAGAUAAGUCACAAAUGCCGGGGACUUUGGAGGGAGUGUGUCACCAACAUACAGGACGGAGUCAGGACCUGUGACCAGUAUGACUCCAUUCUGGCUGACCACCCAGUGAAGAUCGUGGUGACGCGGACCCUGCUGAUCGCAGCAGACCUCCUGGCUGGCCUGGCUUUGGCUACGUUGCUCCUUGGGCUUGACUGCAUCAAGUUCCUCAAGGAAGAGCCUCGUGUCAAAAUGAAGAUGUGCUAUGGGGCCGGCAUCAUCCUCGGCAUCGGGAGCAUCCUGGGCCUUGUGGGCUCCAUCUGGUAUGCAGUGGACGUCUACGUGGAGAGGGCCAUGCUAGUGUCACGCAACAUAUUCCUGGGAGUCCACUACGACUUCGGGUGGUCGUGCUGGCUGGGGAUGGCUGGCUCGAUGGGCUGCUUUGUGACAUCCAUCCUGCUGACCUGCUGCCUCUACACCAGUGCAGGAAUUCAGCGGAAAACCGCCUCGGCACGGAGCAACACUGACUCCGCGUGGCCGGUGGCCCUGGUCCUUCGCGCACCGGCUCUGCUGGAAACCGCCCCGCGCUCAGCAAUCCGGCACCACAGAGUCUGCGUUUACAAACUGGGUAAAGCCGGUAGCCUGGAGCAUUAA
Molecule: messenger RNA, 741 nt
Organism: Opisthocomus hoazin
Lineage: Eukaryota; Metazoa; Chordata; Aves; Opisthocomiformes; Opisthocomidae
Source: RefSeq, a predicted model, not a curated record